AUGGAUCUAGCACGACAGGAAUACCCAGCAUUGUUGACGUCACUGCAGCCUCCACAGGCCGCAGCUGUUCUGAAUGACCGCAUUCGCGUGAUCAACAAAGUCAAUGUCGACAUCGCCGAUUGGUUGCAGGAGCGGAGACGUGUAGAGGAGCUCUAUGUCCAAGGCCUCCGGAAGCUUGCCCGGAGGCCGCUGCCGGAUGAUAGUGCCACCUUGGGCAUCUUUCAAUUGCCCUGGAAGCGAAUAGUUACCGCCACCGAAUCACUUGCUGCCUCUCACGAGACCCUUGCGUCGAAAAUCGAACAAGAUGUGGAAAGACCGCUGAGAGAGUAUGGGUCCAAGAACCGAGACUUGAGCUCAAUGCCAUCCAUUCACAAUGACCUGGUGAACUUGGCAAAGAGCCUGGAUGCGGCCCAGAAAAGGUUACAGAAGGCUAAAGAAAAACGCUCAAAGGGCGCGGACAAGGCAAUCGCAGCCUCGUCUUCCUUGGCCGAAGCUACUCAACAAUGGGAAUCACGCGCGCCGUUCGUAUUUGAGCAGCUGCAGUCUGUUGAUGAGAGCAGACUGAACCAUCUUCGCGAUGUACUCACGCAGCUCCAAACGCAUGAAGCCGACCAAGUAGAACGGAGUCGACAAACCGCCGAAAGCUGUUUGAAUGCCUUGCUUAACGUGCAAACAGCUGAUGAGAUCAAGACAUUUGCCGCCAAGAUCGGCGGAGGGAGAGAAUCGGCACCGUUGAGGAGAAGCAGUUCGGCUGCUGCUCCUCCGCCGCAGCCGCCGCCGCCAGCCCCUGUGCCAACUGCUCCUGUGAAUACUCCUCCGCCUGUCGAUCUGCCUCCGCCACCCCGUAUUCAAGAUGAUGCUGCAAGUCAAUACUCUAAUCGAUCCGGCCGUAUUGGUCGAGAAGGCCCUCCAGUACCGGAGCCUAGGCAGACACCAAAAAUGGGCGGGUUGCGUAGAUUGGGAACGGUCAUGAACCGCCGGAAAAGUGUUGCGCUGGGUUCUGGAACUUCAAUUUCUGGCCAGGAAAAGAAGAGUCGUACAGGAUUUUCAUUCCGCAGAGGUGAUUCGUCUCGAGAUGUGCACACACAACUUCCGUCUACUCCGCCAGGCCGGGAUUCACCCAGUAUUGCCGGUGAUUCCACAGCCAGUCCCCCUACUACUGUUUCAUUACGAGACCCUCCCAUUUUCGAAGAAUCUACCGGUAUUACGCCCAUCCGGGAAGCGACAGAAGCCCCUGUGAUCACGAACGGGACUGCUGCCAAUCUUGCUGAUAGCCAGCAAGCUCAGACAGCGGCAGCCCAGCCGCCGGUCGACUCGGAAGGCUUUACUGAGAAGCCGUCUACUGUCGAUGAGAUCACAAGAGCCCAAAGAGAAGCUGCCGGCUUGGAGGAAUCUGGAUUGAAUCUCACAAUCCGGGAUCAGCCCAUACACGAAGAUGAAGAACAAGCUAAGCAAGCAAUGGAUGACAUCGCGAAUACCCUGCGCAUGCAAGGACUUCAAUCCGGCAUUAGACGAAACGCCGGAACCAUUCGUGGCCGACGCGAUGUGCGAAACACCAUGUUCGUCGCAUCAUCAGCGAGCCCUGAACCAGGACCAGCCAUAUCGCCCGCUGCAAGCUUAGCACCUCCCCCGGAACCCCUGGCAAAGUCUCCUCUUCCACCUGCUCCUGUUGCUCCAGCACCACUGAGCCAGGAAGACAGAGCCAUGUCCGACACAACAUCUAUUCACUCUUCGCACACUUUGCAUAGUAUCUCGGGUCCUGUGUCACACCCAGAACUGCAUGACCCAGGUCUGAAUGCGUCCGUAGUCGAAACGGUGAACAGUUGGUUUGAAGGCGGCAGCGUGAGCAAGUCGUUUGUCGUUGGUGAGCUGGCACUGGCAUACAAUGCUGUCCCAGGCACGACCCCGGAAAAUAGCACCAUACGUUUAGACAAUUUCGCCUUGCUUGAAAAGGUGGCUGCGAAUCCGCAUUUUGUGGCCGAGGUGUCCAACACCGACGACGAGAAAAGAGGAGAGUACGCCGUGUCUCUGGCGAAGAUUGCUCGCUCCAUCCCCACGGUAGCGUUCAAAUACCAAGUUCACCUUCCAUCUACAAGCGUGUCAUCAUAUUCUCCAAUCAUUUUUACACCAGCUUGGAAUCUUGAAGAAUUCCAGGCAAGCGCCAUUAUCCCCUACAAGGUCAACCCAGCCUUUACGGCUGGCGAACCAACAGGGUCGAUCAUUCUGAAAAAUGUCGUGAUCACCGUCAACCUGGAUCUUUCUCCAGAAGACGAAGUCACUAAACAACCGCGUGAAGUUGCACGAGCGACCGCCGCAGUCAUGUAUCCCAACACUGGUGCCGCGUUCCGGCGCAAGCAAUCCGCAGUUGUAUGGAAGCUGCCCGAACUCGAAGUUAAACCAGACGCAGAGAACAAAUUGCUCGUCCGGUUCACGACCGCCGUGAGCUGGCCACGCAAGGGAAAAGUCGACACCAAGUUCGAGUACCACACCACCGACGCCACAUCGCGUCUUGGUAUCAGCGUUGCCGACAAGGGGCAGACUGCUAAAGAUCCGUUUGCAGACGAAAGCAACGGUGGCAACUCUACACCGACACCAGUCUCUCCGACGUGGAAAGAAGUCCGCACCGUUCGGAAAUUAGUAGCUGGUAAAUACGUCUCCUCAUGA
Molecule: messenger RNA, 2664 nt
Organism: Talaromyces rugulosus
Lineage: Eukaryota; Fungi; Ascomycota; Eurotiomycetes; Eurotiales; Trichocomaceae
Exons: 8
Coding region: 1-2664 (887 amino acids)
Biological process (GO): septin cytoskeleton organization
Cellular component (GO): endocytic vesicle; plasma membrane; cytoplasm
Source: RefSeq, a predicted model, not a curated record